CUCCUUCACGCCUUCCCCAGCAGCGCCCCCCUCCCCUUCCCCCACCUCACUCCGGGGCUGGAGUGAGUGCCAGAGUCCCGGGAGGCGGAGGCGAGAUUCGAGGUAGAUCCUGGUGCCAACUGGCCAGUCCAGCGCCUUGAGCAGCGCAGCACGGACCAUGGGCCUCUGAGAGCCGGCCUGGCGGGCCAGCUGCGGGCAGCUGGGCACAGCUGCAGGGCAGCUCCAUGCAGGGGUCCGAGCCAUGAGCAGCGGCCGCUCCGAGUUCAGCAUCGAUGAUGCCUUUGAGCUGUCCCUGGAGGAGGGGGGGCCGGGGCCUGGGGGCACCCCCCCGCGCUUUGGGGCGCUGCACUUUGAGCGCAAAGGCCGAGGAGACGCGGAAGAAGAGAGCGAGAAGCAGUCUCGUCUCAAGUACCAGAACUUGGAGAAUGACGAGGACGGUGCCCGGAUCCCCUCAGAUCCUGAUGGAGCAAUGAAGCUCAGCAGGGACCCUGGCCGAUCCUCCACCAGAAGCUCUCAGUGGUCCUUCAGUACCAUCAGCAACAGUACCCAGCGCUCCUAUCGGGCUUGCUGCAGCUGGACGCAGCACCCUCUGAUCCAGAAGAAUCGCCGGGUGGUUCUGGCCUCCUUCUUGCUGUUGUUGCUGGGCCUCAUACUCAUCCUCAUCGGGGUAGGACUCGAGGUGAACCCUUCUCCAGGUGUCUCCAGUGCCAUCUUCUUUGUCCCUGGCUUCCUGUUGCUCAUCCCUGGAGUAUACCACGUCAUCUUCAUUUACUUUGCCGUCAAGGGCCACCGAGGCUUCCAGUUUUUCUACUUGCCUUACUUUGAGAAAUGAACCCUGAGCCUGCAUCUGGGAUGGAGCUCCCCCUCUGCCCCACUGCUGCCUCAGCAGCCCGGAAAUGGACACAGCUGGCCGGAUACUUGGAGGCCGGACAGCUCCAGGCUGGGCGGGAGGAAGAGGAUGGGGAAGGGGGCCUGGCUGGGAGCGGUAAUGACAAAGAUGGCUCCUCCAGAGAGCAUCCCCUUCCCCCUCCUAGGGUUUAGCGCUGAAAGGGACCCCCAAAGCCAGCCAGGCCAGUGCCCCACUCUCCCUAAGUGGGGAGCAAUCGUGCCUUGCCCAGAGACAGCCGCUAGCCAGCAGCAGAGUCCGGAUUUCCCAGAGACAGCCGACUAGCCAACAGCGGAAUCUGGAUUCGAACCUAGGCCCUCUGCCUCAUGACCACUACAAGGUGCCUCUGACCCUGCCAGAUGGGAGAGCUGGAGCCAACGGGGAGACGUUGCUCCUUGCCUGGCCCUCUGUGGCCUGGCCUGCCCCAGGACCCCUGAAGGUCAGAACUGGAGGUUUUCUCAGGAAGUUUACUGCCCCCACUUCUGCCCCAUCCCUCCUCUAUCUGUGCCCUCCUCCCUCCCGGGGCCUCCCUGCCUCAGGGGCCAGGCUUUCCUCAGCCCCACCUCUGCCCAAUGCUGCCUCUAAUCCUGGUGCCUUUAACUUAUUAGGAGGCCCCUGAGACCAUCCUCACGUUUAGGGUCUUCUGUCCCAAUAAAAUGUCAUUUAAUUCUGGCUGGGA
Trichosurus vulpecula (common brushtail) is the source of this 1565-nucleotide messenger RNA. RefSeq names its product transmembrane protein 134 (gene TMEM134). The transcript has 7 exons. The coding region runs from base 242 to 832 and encodes 196 amino acids. Lineage: Eukaryota; Metazoa; Chordata; Mammalia; Diprotodontia; Phalangeridae. The record is from RefSeq and is a predicted model, not a curated record.